Molecule: messenger RNA, 2261 nt
Organism: Saccostrea echinata
Lineage: Eukaryota; Metazoa; Mollusca; Bivalvia; Ostreida; Ostreidae
Product: aspartate--tRNA ligase, cytoplasmic-like
Exons: 15
Coding region: 327-1925 (532 amino acids)
Biological process (GO): aspartyl-tRNA aminoacylation
Cellular component (GO): aminoacyl-tRNA synthetase multienzyme complex; cytosol; cytoplasm
Molecular function (GO): ATP binding; aspartate-tRNA ligase activity; RNA binding
Source: RefSeq, a predicted model, not a curated record
UCUUACCACUCAGAUGGCUUGGUUUUUGCUGUUUCCUUUUCGAAAUCUUCGGCAUUUUCUUGACUUCAUUGGAAAGUGGGUCCGUGGCCUGUCGAAAUCAAAAGUUUACGCACGAACGGCUCUUCCACCUUUACGUCUCGCUUCAGUCUUCUAAUCUAAUGCAUGCUGGGACUGACCUCUGGCACGUGUAUGAAACCGGAACUUGCACGACCGUCAGUGUACGUUACGCGUUUUUGACAGGUAGACCAUUUUCGGAUUCACACACGUGGAUCUGGCACAAGACAAAAGGCAGGGCCAGGGGUGUCUGAUGAAUAGAAAAUAUACAAAUGGAUAAAGAGAAAACAGAUACGGUUUUAGGUCCAGAUGGACAGCCUAUGUCAAAGAAGGCACUGAAAAAACUUCAGAAAGAUGCAGAAAAGGCAGCCAAAAAAGCUGAAUAUAAGGCUGCCAAUAAGUCUGUACAGCAGGAUGCUGUAGAAACAGAGGAUGUGUCCAAGGGAUUGUAUGGAAACUUGCCUAUGAUAAGGUCAGCAAAGAAGCUGGACUCUGGUACAGAGUAUCUGGAUGUGAAGGAUUUAACCCCAGCUCAGGCUGAUAAGAAAGUGUGGGUUAGGGCUCGUCUACAGACCAGCAGAGCUAAAGGGAAACAGUGUUUUAUUGUGUUACGACAACAGAAAUGGACAGUGCAGGCUUUAGCUGCAGUAGGAGACAAAGUCAGCAAACAAAUGAUAAAAUUCAUUGCAAGUAUACACAAGGAGUCUAUUGUGGAUGUUGAGGGUUUUGUAAGAAAAGUGGAGCAGGGAGUGGAGUCCUGUACUCAGCAAGAUGUGGAAUUACACUGCCUUCAGGUGUGGGUGAUCAGUUCAGCAGAACCACAGCUACCUUUACUGAUAGAGGAUGCUUCUCGUGCUGAAACUGAUGAAACAAGUUUAGCAAAGGUAAAUCAGGACACGAGACUUGACAACAGAAUUCUGGAUCUGCGUACCACAACCAAUCAUGCUAUAUUUAGAAUCACAGCAGGUGUAUGCCGAUUCUUCCGAGAACACCUGGAUAGUCAAGGAUUUAUAGAAAUUCACUCUCCAAAGAUCAUCUCAGCUGCUUCAGAGGGUGGAGCCAAUGUGUUCACUGUGUCCUAUUUUAAGUCCAAGGCCUUUCUAGCUCAGUCUCCACAGCUCUACAAGCAGAUGUGUAUAUGCUCGGACUUCGAUAAAGUCUACACCGUAGGAGCAGUGUUCAGAGCUGAAGACUCUAAUACCCAUCGACAUUUGACAGAGUUUGUGGGACUGGAUCUGGAGAUGUCAUUCAAAUUUCACUACCAUGAAGUCUUGAAGGUCAUAGGAGACAUGUUCAUCAACAUUUUCAAAGGUCUCAGAGACAAUUUUAAAGAGGAAAUAGAAACUGUCAAUAAGCAGUAUCCGGCUGAAUCUUUUAAAUUUUUAGAACCAAGUCUGGUGCUGGAGUACCCUGAGGCUGUGAAGAUGCUGAGAGAAAAUGGAGUGGAAAUGGGAGAUGAAGAUGAUCUCAGUACACCCGCCGAGAAACUCCUGGGGCGACUUGUUAAAGCCAAGUAUGAUACAGACUUCUACAUUCUGGACAAGUUCCCAUUGGCUGUUCGACCAUUCUACACCAUGCCUGACCCCAAUAACCCAAAAUAUUCAAAUUCAUAUGACAUGUUCAUGAGAGGAGAGGAAAUUUUAUCUGGUGCACAGCGAAUUCACGACCCAGCUUUCUUGACAGAGCGGGCAUCUGAACAUGGUGUCAGUCUGGAGAGUAUUAAGGCAUACAUUGACUCAUUUAAAUAUGGAGCACCUCCCCAUGCCGGUGGGGGUAUAGGUUUGGAAAGAGUCACCAUGUUAUAUCUGGGACUUGACAAUAUCAGGAAAACAUCCCUCUUCCCACGAGACCCCAAACGCUUGACUCCAUAAAGACACAAUAGAUUUAUAAUUAAUUCUUUUUUUGGCAAUACUGCAAUAUAGGCUCUGGUUCUGUUUGAAUACUGAAAUCUGUGGUUAGGAUAGUGGCAUAUUUGCUGGUACAGUUAUAAAAAAAAAAAUGUUACGACGGUCACAGUGAUAUGGUCCUUUUAUGAAUGUCAAGAAAUGUGUAUGUCAUUCUAUGUACAUGUGCAUGUUAACAUAUUAAAUUAAGGAUGAAACAUUUUAUAUACAUUUACUUACAUGUAUAUUAAUAAUGUUAAGAAUUUUAUGUAUUAUUAUAAUCAAGUUCUUUCAAAGGAUUUGGGAAAUAAAAUAGGAAUUUUA